AUGGCCUGCCCGCUUGAGCCGCCACUCCUGCCCGGGCCCGGCAGACAUGGCCGGCACUGGGGGCGGGCUGCCCCGCGGCAGGCCCCGGGCCACCCUGGCAAAGCCCAGAGCCCCGGGGCGGCCGGGGCAGGCGGUCCGGAGGCCACUGCGUCCGGGCCAGCCGGGGACGCGGCAGCCGCCGCAGCCUACAGCCUCCCCUUCCAUCCGUCAGGCCGCGGGCCCCCUCCUUCUAAGCCCGCCAGAGGCUCCGCGCUGUAUGCUAGCAGGGCCGGCCCGAGGCCAGUAGAUCACGGUGAGCGGCGGGUACCAGGGCCCCGCUGGGCCCCGCCGGCCCUGGCGCUCGCCGCGGGAGUCCUCAUCGCCUGCCUGCUCGGUGCCCUCUGCCGCCGCCGCCGCCGCCGCCGCCGCGGGAGACAGCCGGGGGAGCGGCGGGCCGUGGGCCUGGGCGGCGUGUCCAGCCCCACGGCCGCGCACCGGGUCCAGCCGGACGUGGAGGCCGGGGAGCCCGGCCUGGGGGGGGCCCGGCAGUGGGGGCGCAUCCUGCUGUCCCUCGAGUACGACGUGGGGAGCCAGGAGGUCAAGGUGGGCCUGAAGCGGGCGGCGGAGCUGCGGGCCGAGGGCAGGGCCGACCCCUGCGCCCGCGUGAGCGUGUCCACGCCGGCCGCGCCCCGGCACGAGAGCGAGGUGCACCGCGCCACGCUCUGCCCCGAGUUUGAGGAGACCUGCCGCUUCCCGGUCCCGGCGGCGGAGCUGCCCCGGGCGGCGCUGCGGGUGCAGCUGCUGGACUUCCAGCGCUUCGCGGAGCCCCGGCCGCUGGGGGAGCUGCGCCUGCCCCUGGGCGCCCUGGACCCCAGGCACAUCCUGGAGCGCUGGUACCCGCUGGGGCCCCCGGGCGCCGCGGAGCCCGAGCCCCGCGGGGAGCUGUGCCUCUCGCUGCAGUACCUGCCCGGCGCCGGCCGCCUGGCCGUGGUGGUGCUGGAGGCCCGAGGCCUGCGCCCCGGCCUGGCAGAGCCCUACGUGAAGGUCCAGCUCGUGCUGAACCGGCGGAAGUGGAGGAAGAGGGCCACCUCCCCCCAGAAGGGCACCGCCGCCCCCUACUUCAACCAGGCCUUCGCCUUCCCGGUGCCCGUCAGCCAGAUCCAGAGCGUGGACCUGGUGCUGGCCGUCUGGGCCCGCGGCCGGCGUCUCCGGGCUGAGCCCCUGGGCGAGGUGCUGCUGGGCGCCCGGGCCUCCGGCCAGCCCCUGCGGCACUGGGCGGACAUGCUGGCGCAGGCGCGGAGGCCCGUCGCCCAGUGGCACCGCCUGCAGCCCCCCCGGGAGGUGGCCGGCCUCCUGGCCUCGAAGCCCCGCCGGCGCCUGCCUGUGCCUGGCUCCUGAAACACCCCGGGCCUCGGU
Molecule: messenger RNA, 1395 nt
Organism: Perognathus longimembris pacificus (Pacific pocket mouse)
Lineage: Eukaryota; Metazoa; Chordata; Mammalia; Rodentia; Heteromyidae
Gene: Syt8
Product: synaptotagmin 8
Exons: 9
Coding region: 1-1377 (458 amino acids)
Biological process (GO): regulation of dopamine secretion; calcium ion-regulated exocytosis of neurotransmitter; cellular response to calcium ion
Cellular component (GO): synaptic vesicle membrane; dense core granule; axon
Molecular function (GO): calcium-dependent phospholipid binding; phosphatidylserine binding; calcium ion binding
Source: RefSeq, a predicted model, not a curated record